UUUUCCUAAUCCCUCUUUAAUUUUUAUUUAAUUUCCCGCAUAUCUUCCAUCACAAAUGACGGGAACCGAUACCCAAAGCUCCUUCUUGGGACGAAUCAGCAUCAGGCGGAACCAGGUCAACGCCAUGGAUGGUUCCCAUGAGCAAGAGAUUGAAGACCUUGACCUCUUCCAGAAGCAAGUCUCCGAUCGUUUCGCCGAGAUCUUAUCCGCCCCCGAUGACACCCCCUUCGAUGCCUUUCUCUCUAUUUCCUGGAUACGCAAGCUCCUCGACGUCUUCCUCGGCUGCGAAGCCGAAUGCAAGGCUAUUCUCUUGAUGGGUCGUGAUGCGGCUCAGAUCUCCAAACCCCCUCUCGACCGCUUGAUCCCUGAACUCCUCGACCGUGUCGUUAAGGCUUUAGACAUUUGUAAUGCUAUCGCAAAUGGGUUGGAGUUGGUCAGGCAUUGCCAAAAACUGGCUGAGAUUGCUGUUUUGGCUUUGGAACAAAAACCCUUUGGUGAAGGACAAUCGAAGAGAGCAAAGAAGGCGUUGGUUUCGUUGAUUUCAGCAAUGCACCUCGACGAUAAAGAAGGCAGCGCUCAUAAAACGACGGACAGGAAUUGGUCGUUUGGUCGCCGAGGUGGUAAUAAAGAUCGACCGCUGUUUGGACAUUACAAGUCACUUUCUUGGCAGGUGGCUAGGAAUUGGUCUGCUUCCAAACAGAUUCACGCCAUGACUAUGAACGUCGUUCCUCCACGUGGACCGGAGGCAUCCGGUUUGCCCUCCCUUAUUUUCAUAAUGAACUUGAUUAUGGUUUUUGUCAUGUGGGUAUUGAUUGCUGCAAUUCCUUGUCAAGAGAGGAAUGGUUUGACAACUCAUCUUCCCAUUCCUAAGAACGUGAAUUGGACCCAUACUCUGACUGGUUUACUUGAAAAAAUUGGUGAUGAGUGGAAGAAGAAGGAGAAGAAAGGGAUGGCUGGUCUGUUAUUCGAGAUGCAGAAAAUGGAGAAGCUUGGGCAGAGUUUGAUAGACUUUACGGAUUCAUUUCAGUACCCCGGAGAGAAAGAUAAGGUGGAGGAAGCUGCUAAACAAGUAGCCGAACUCGCCGAGGUUUGUCAGCGAAUGGAAGAAGGGUUGGGGCCUUUGCAGAUGCUGAUCAGGGAAGUGUUCCAUAGGCUGGUAAGAAGCAGAACUGAAAUUCUUGAUGUGUUGGAUCAAGGCGCCAAAUCAUCUGCGCCGCUCGUGUAACUAUGUCAAUUGUCAGCCAUUUUUGUGAGUUGGUCUUUUGGUCCGAAGCAGGGCCUAAAAGGGUUCUUUUUUUCCUUUUAAUUUAACACAGACUUCAGGCAAUAUGGCUGUGGUGAAGCAAGCAUUUUGUGAAGUGUAGUUUGUUUGUUUAAUAUGUCAACUGUUGUUUGAUUUGAGUACAGAAGCUUUGAGGCAAUGUAAAUACUCAAACUAUUAUAUAACAUUUUUAUAUCCAACUGAAAGUUUCUCA
Hibiscus syriacus is the source of this 1475-nucleotide messenger RNA. RefSeq lists its product as uncharacterized. The transcript has 2 exons. Lineage: Eukaryota; Viridiplantae; Streptophyta; Magnoliopsida; Malvales; Malvaceae. Bases 56 to 1225 code for a protein of 389 amino acids. The record is from RefSeq and is a predicted model, not a curated record.